AUGGAGGUGUUUGAUUUUACUGAUAAUGUUGAAGAUGUUAGUUACGAAUUCAUGAGUGCCUUAGAUGAUACACAACCAAAAAUAUUCGAAUCUGAAGGUACAGAAUUAUUACCAGAAAACGGUUUGCAAAAUGAAUACAGAUCUACAAACGAUACUCUGGAACUGUACCCUAGCAACGAUAUUGACCAUCAGGGGGAGAAAAGCACUAUAAUUUAUGAGAAUACACCAGAUAUGAUGAAAGUUGCAGAACAAUUGGAAUCACAAUUGAAAAAAUAUAAUGCAACGAAAUCAACGAAGGAAGACCUUCGAAAAAUGCAGAUCGAUAAACCUGAAAUAUCUACUUUGAAGAAGGAAUUGGAUAAAAUAUCUUUACAAGAACUGGAUGAUAUGAAGAGGGAAUCUACUAUGGAGGAUAAAUUAUUGUUUGAGAAGAUACAAAAAUCGAUGCAAUCUGAUGAAAAAACAUUGUUGAAGGGAUUACAUGAUAAACUAUCAGAGCAUGUAUCUGAGGAAAGUAACCAUGAUAAUAAUAAUAAUAAUAAUGAUAAAUAUAUAUUGAAACUUCCCAACAUUGAAUUCAAUUCUACUGAAUUAUAUCGUAUACUGAAUUUAGAAGAAAGAAUUCAUAAACUUGAGUCAAGUUUAGGCCAUAUAAAAGAUGAACCGAAUAUUUGCCAAUCAAGUUUUGAAGAACCAAUAAUGACUCAAUUAAAUAAAAUAUACCGCCAAUUGAUUUUAAUAGAGAAUAAUGAACCUGUCUUGAAUAACUUUCAAAAAAGUUUGACAGAAAUAAAUAAGAAAUAUGAAGAUUCAUUAUUAGGUAAGAAUAUUAAUAAGAAUAAUGAUCUACAAGAGUUGGCUAUAAAUAAUAUAGUAAAUCAAAAGACUAAAAUUGAUAAUCUUUAUAAGUUUUAUGAUGAAAAUAAACAUUACGCUGAUAUUUUACCAAAACUUUCUGAAAGAAUGAAACUUUUCAAGAAAGUAAAUAUGAAGGUUUCAGAGAGUUUCCAGAUGCUUCAAAACAUUGAUAGAAUGAUAGCCGAUGUUGCAUCAACUACAGAAGAAUGGAAUUGCACGAUAAAUAAAAUUGUUGAGAAAAUUAGCUCGCAAGAAAUCAUUGUAAAUAAAAAUUUUGAGAAGUUAAAUGAUAAGAUACAAAACCUUGAGGCUAAACUAGAAACGUUGACAAGGGAUAAGGAAGCCUUUGAAUGA
Naumovozyma dairenensis CBS 421 is the source of this 1212-nucleotide messenger RNA. It is a transcript of the gene JNM1, whose product is annotated as Jnm1p. The record is from RefSeq and is a predicted model, not a curated record. The transcript has a single exon. Gene Ontology annotation, biological process: mitotic spindle organization. NCBI's taxonomy places the organism in Eukaryota, Fungi, Ascomycota, Saccharomycetes, Saccharomycetales, Saccharomycetaceae. Gene Ontology annotation, cellular component: cytoplasm; dynactin complex. Bases 1 to 1212 code for a protein of 403 amino acids.